Messenger RNA from Drosophila obscura, 5449 nucleotides. RefSeq names its product unconventional myosin-Ia (gene Myo95E). Gene Ontology annotation, molecular function: actin filament binding; microfilament motor activity; ATP binding. The record is from RefSeq and is a predicted model, not a curated record. Bases 222 to 4148 code for a protein of 1308 amino acids. The transcript has 18 exons. Lineage: Eukaryota; Metazoa; Arthropoda; Insecta; Diptera; Drosophilidae. Gene Ontology annotation, biological process: actin filament organization; vesicle transport along actin filament. Gene Ontology annotation, cellular component: vesicle; plasma membrane; microvillus.
AAAAGGUAAACAAAAUGUGCAAUUCGGGCCAAAGAAAAGGCAAUUUGUGUUGACGGGGAGGCUGGAGAGUGCAACUGGAAGGUGCUGGAUCCACUGGAGACGUGCGGGGGCUGCCAAAUGCCAAGAUAACUUUGAUAUUCAAAUGUUGGGCUCGUUUUCUGCUGCUGCUGCCGUUGCUGUUGCUGCUGCUGCCACUACUGUUGUUUUAAUUGGGUGUCGCAAUGGAACAGGAAAUCGGCACCUGGGACUCGGUGCUGCUCGAGAAUCUGUCCGAGGAUAGUUUUGUAAACAACAUCCAUCAGCGCUAUAAGCGGGAUCAUAUAUAUACCUACAUUGGAACUUCUGUUGUGGCUCUGAAUCCAUAUCAUCACAUAUCCGAGCACACGCUGGACAAUGUCCGCAACUAUGGCGACAAGGGCAUCUUCCAGCUGCCACCCCACAUUUACGGCCUCACCAACCUGGCCUACCAAUCCCUCAAGGAUCACAGCGAGGACCAGUGCGUGCUGCUCACGGGGGAGAGUGGAGCAGGAAAAACCGAGACAUUUAAAAUGAUUGUCAACUUUCUGACUCACAUUCAGGAUCGCUCGUUCUGCCCCACUCCGAAUGUCUUGCGCAAGCAAUCGUCCACCAGCUCGGCCAGCGGUGUUCCCGUGCACGCCCACAGGCGUGCCUCGAGCAGCUGCUCCGGCACUGCCAAUUUUAUUAUAUGCAAGAACAGGGCCGAGAACGCACCGUCGGCCAUUGCACGUCGCCAGUCACCGUCGCCUGGACCAUCGCAGCGCUCGAGGACGCGCGCCGAGAGCAUUGAACGCCAGAGCAGGCGUAAUAUGCGUGAGAAAAUCGUGGACUUUGAUUUCUCACACCACAAGAGCAGCGAGAACAUCAGCACACUGAUCGAAUCGCAUGCCGCCUCAUCCUCACAUCACUUGCAUCCAACCAAGUCAUGCUUCAAGCAUCAGCAGACUCAAGCUCAAGCCUGCACUGCCACUGCCACUGCCACACUGCCCCAAAAGGGGGCAAGCAACAACACAUCGCCCAAGUAUGCCAUGCUCUCGCACGGCGGCUGUCGCCAGUGCGGCCACAGCAAAUGCAUACGCGCCCAGAGCCUGGAGAAGGAAGAAUGCGGCGCCGCCGAGUCGCCGGUUCUGCUGCUGCGCGGCAGUAAUAGUCGUCUAUCAUCCACUACCGCCGCUGCCCACCAAAACAAUCUAAAUCGCGGUAGCUGCUCGAAUCUGGUGCGCCAGCACUCCACAGAGAGUCAGCCAGAAAGGGAUCGGGAUCGGCACUCCCUAAUGGGAUCCACGCAACGUAUUUCGCUGUACGAUGCACACAAGCUAAGCAAAGUGCUGGGCGAGCUGCCGCCGCCGUCGCAUCAUCCUAGCUCGGUCUCGGUGUCGCCCACGCCUUCGGCCAGCUCCUCACUGCAUCGACGCCACAAAUCGCCCACACAACGGCUGCGUGAGUGCGUCACCUGUGCUGAUGUCUUUCUAGAGGCCAUGGGCAAUGCCUGUACGCUGAAAAACAACAACUCCAGCCGAUAUGGAAAACUAUUUGAUAUUGAAAUUGAUUUUAGGGGCGAUCCGAUGGGAGUGCACAUAACCCACUAUAUGCUGGAAAAGACGCGCAUUACGGACACCAUCAUUGGCGAGCGAAACUUUCACAUAUUCUACCAAUUACUAUUGGGAGCUGAUCUCCAGUUGCUGAAAUCGCUCAAGCUGUAUCGAAAUGUGGAAAAGUAUGAGCUGCUGCGCAACACAACUGCCAUGGAGGAAGAUCGCUUAAACUUUCAUUAUACCAAGCGUUCUCUGGACGUACUGGGGCUUAGCUGUGAUGAGACUAGCUCCAUUUUUCGUGUCAUUGCUGUCGUUCUAAAGCUGGGCAACUUUAUAUUUGUGCCCGUGACCAAUAUCGAUGGCACCGAGGGCUGUCAGGUGUCCAAUGUGUAUGAGGUUCAAGAAACCGCUCAGUUGCUUAAUCUGGAGGCUCAAGUGCUAAUCAAUUGCCUGACGCGUGCCAACAGUUCGAACAGCAGUCAGGAGGAUGUGGGCUCCGAAAUGGAUGCCCGACAGGCGGCCAACAAUCGAAAUACACUGUGCCGCACACUCUACAGUCGUCUGUUCACGUGGCUGGUGAACAAAAUCAAUGAGACCCUGAAAUCGACGCAGCGCGAAAAGAACCUGGCCCUGCUCGACUUCUAUGGCUUCGAAGUGCUCGAUCACAAUUCGUUUGAGCAGUUUGCCAUCAACUACAGUGCCGAAAAGAUCCAUCAGAACUUUGUGUUCCAUUUACUGCGCUCUGAGCAAGAGCUGUACAUACGGGAGGGAUUGGAAUGGUCGCGUAUUGAUUACUUUGACAACGAGUCCAUUUGCGAGCUGAUUGACAAGCCAAGCUAUGGCAUCAUCAGCCUGAUCAACGAGUCCCAUUUGAGCAGCAAUGAGGCACUGCUUUUGCGUGUCCAACAAUGCUGUGCAGGGCAUCCAAAUUUCAUGACCAGUGGCAGUAAUUCCAUGUGUUUUCAGAUCCGUCACUUUGCCAACGUUGCUAACUACUCGAUUCAUCGCUUCCUGGAGAAAAACUCUGACAUGCUGCCAAAGUAUAUAAGUGCCGCCUGCUAUCAGAGCAAACUGUCGCUGGUGCAGAGCCUGUUCCCCGAGGGCAAUCCACGCCGACAGACGAGCAAAAAGCCCAGCACUCUCAGCUCGAACAUACGCACCCAGCUGCAAACGUUGCUGGCCGCUGUCAAGCAUCGUCGCUCCCAUUAUGUGUUCUGCAUCAAGCCCAAUGAGGGCAAGCAGCCGCAUCAGUUCGAUCUGGCUCUGGUACAGCAUCAGGUGCGCUACAUGUCACUAAUGCCGCUGGUCCAUCUGUGUCGCACCGGCCAUUGCUAUCACCUGCUGCACGUGAAGUUCUUUCAUCGCUACAAGCUGCUCAAUAGCCUCACUUGGCCCCAUUUCCAUGGCGGUAGCCAGGUGGAGGGCAUUGCCCUGAUCAUACGCAAUCUGCCGCUGCCAUCGGCAGAGUUCACCAUCGGCACCAAGAAUGUGUUUGUGCGGAGUCCGCGCACCGUCUACGAGCUGGAGCAAUUCCGACGCCUGCGUAUCGGUGAGCUGGCGGUGCUCAUCCAGAAAAUGUUUCGCAUGUAUCAUGCGAAGAAGCGGUACCAGCGCAUGCGACACAGUCAGAUGGUUAUAUCGAGUGCCUGGCGCACAUGGCGAGAGUGCCGCUUUGGCAUUCCCUUCACGGGUCGUAGGCACUUGUGGAGUUUAUAUCGUGUUGCACGUGAAGAGUAUCGAUCGCUCAAGUACAAACGCCAGGUAAAAUGGGCCAUCGAGGUGAUAGCUCGCUACUAUCGCCAGUGGAAGAUACGCCAGUUCCUGCUGACCAUACCGCUGCGGCUGCCACCGAACACACUGAGUCCGCUCUCCACCGAGUGGCCGGCGGCGCCUGGCUUCCUUGCAGACGCCUCUCGGCUCUUGCGCUCCAUAUAUCAUCGCUGGAAGUGCUACAUAUAUCGUCACUCCUUCGAUCAGACGGCGCGCAAUCGUAUGCGUGAGAAGGUUACGGCCAGCAUCAUAUUCAAGGAUCGAAAAGCCUCCUAUGCCCGCAGUGUGGGGCAUCCGUUUGUGGGCGAUUAUGUGCGUUUGCGUCACAAUCAGCAGUGGAAGAAGAUAUGUGCCGAGACAAACGAUCAAUAUGUGGUCUUUGCGGACAUAAUCAAUAAGAUAGCCCGCUCCAGUGGAAAGUUUGUACCCAUUCUGCUGGUGCUAUCCACUUCAUCGCUGCUGCUGUUGGACCAGCGAACUCUGCAGAUCAAGUACAGAGUGCCUGCCUCGGAGAUAUAUCGGAUGUCAUUGAGCCCCUACCUGGAUGACAUUGCUGUGUUCCAUGUGAAGGCGUCUGAAUUUGGUCGUAAGAAGGGAGAUUUUGUGUUCCAAACGGGCCAUGUCAUUGAGAUAGUGACCAAAAUGUUUCUAGUCAUACAAAAUGCCACAGGCAAACCGCCAGAAAUACACAUAAGCACAGAAUUUGAAGCAAAUUUUGGCCAACAGACUGUCAUCUUCUCGUUCAAAUACGGUGGCAUGUCGGACUUAGCACAAGGCCCGCCAAAGGUCACGCGCAAGGCGAACCGCAUGGAGAUAAUUGUGUGAUCCGCAACAGAAUCUAAUCAUAGCUACGAGUUAUCACCUUAGGGCAGCUGGGUUCGGUGGUCCGUAUCCAUAAUACAUACAUAUAUGUACAUCAUUUUACCAGUCAUCAUGCCUCUGCCUCAUCGUCGUUGUCGUCUUUUAUAAUGGUCCCAGGGAUCAAAAUACAAUUUUAGCAAUAUUUAAACCACACACACACAUUCAUUUACAGCGUAAGAAAAAGGUUUUUUUUGUUCACAAGCGACAAUCAGGAGAGAGAUUCAACCAUAAUUUGUUGUCAUUUGUUGUGCCAAAAAGGGAAACUAGUAGGAAGCGGUAGGGGAAUAGGAGAACUAAUUUUAGAAUGCACUCGUACUUUAUUUAUGCAAAAAGCAAGCAAACGAAACUAACGAAGUGAACAACUGAAUUUAUUCAUCUAAUUUGUUGUGUUCGAGUGUCGAGCGAUUUUAGGUUUAAGUGUAAGUUCAUAUGUCAUGCACCAAGUCGAUUAGAAUUGCAACAAUAAGUACGUACUGGCUACUGGAAUGGGGAGCAGUGUAGUGGAUCAGUGAAGAACGUUAGAGAUUUUACACAAACUAUUGAUAUAUAUAUAUACAUAUAUGGUAUAUAUAUGUAUGUAUUUCCGUUAUAGAAACCAAGGCAUUUCUCUUAAAUUUUAAGGUUUCAUACACAAUAAUUAGUGAACUAAUGCUAGAGAACAGAACAGAACAGAACCACACAGACAUAUAUAAACAUAAAAACAAACCUCUUUAUAUACCACACACUCACACAAAUGAAUCCCCCAGUCGAUAGUGAACAGAUCUCUUUCCUAUCCUCCCCAUACAAACCAAACAAAAAAUGUUAAGCAACUAUUUACAAGAACAGAGCAGAAGUGUAGCUAAAUAUUUCAAAUAAAUAUAUACACAUAAAUAUAUAUACAUAUAUAUAUUGAUAUAUAUAUAUAUAUAGGUACAUAUAUGUAAAGAAGAGUCUGUAUACUCGCGUAACAAUAUGGGUAGCAGGACACAAGAGUUUGUUUGAGAGAUCGAAAAUGUAUUGUAAGAUGUGUAGUGGUUGGAUAUGCAUAUGUACAGAUGUAUGUAUGUAUAACUCUUGUUAUUGAUAGUUCCGGACAUCAAAUGUAUAUGGCAUCUGUAAAGCAAAAGGCCCAAAUUGUGUCCGCGAGUUACGUAUUUCAAUUUUAUUUAAGUUUUCAAAGAAUACGAGCCAAAAAAUACGUGAAAACAAAGCGAAAAAAAAAAAAAAAACAGUUGGUAGUUUAUAAAACAAAGUUUAGCAAUAAUAAAAACGAUACAUAUAGUAAA